UACACGUUUUGGAGUCGUUUUGGGUUAACAAGGUAAAUCUAAACAGCUAUAAAUAGGGAUAUUCAGUAACACUUUAGCUGAAUCAACCCUACAGAAGUGCAUUAGAAAAAUCACACAUGUCUCUCACUACCUCCGUCACUGUUGCACGUGUGCUGUCCUAUCCCACCGCCGUGAAACGCAAACGCGAAGACGAGAUCACUCGAGAUAAACCGAUGCCUAUGGCUAUUCCAUCUUGGGAGGUACUAAACGCUAUUAGCUAUUACAUGGACCCCGAGACUCUCGCCGUCGCCUCUUGCGUCUCGACCACGUGGCUAAAGUGCUUUUCCUCGGAGAAUCUAUGGAAGUCCAUCAUGACCGCGCGGUCCUCGCAACGCUCAUCUCCCUACGAGAUCGCCUUGGAACACACGGAAGGCGUCAUCUCGUACAAACACCUCGUCUCCGCCGUUGAAAGAGACGCGAAACGCCGACGCAAAGGUCAGCUUGAGGAAACCAUCAAGAUACCGCUCUCUGAUCUCAGUUUCAUCGUCCACGUGUCCACCAAAACAAAGAAAGCGUCGGUUUAUAAAAAAGGUGAAGAUCUCGUGUUUGGUCCUAACGACAAGUUCCAAAUCGAAGUCGACGUGAGCAAGGCUGGUAUCACUGCUGGUGAGGAAGAGGUGAGGAUGACGUGGCAGGUUAUGUGCAAGGGGAAGUUUGUCACGGUGGCGGAUACUACAAGAUCGUUGGACACGAAGCAUGGGUGGUUCAUUGAGAAGCUGGAGUAUAAGGAUAACCGGAAGCUGGUAGGCGACGUCAAGAUGAGUUUUAGCGGCGAUGUUCUUGAGAAGAUUGGAUUUGCGAUAGUAGACUCGGAUGGUUGGGGAUCUCUGUUAGUUGACGGAUUUUUGAGGUAUCUUCAGCGGUUUUUGUUGGAAUAAAUAAUAGUCUUGAUGUCGAUGGAGUAGAUGGAUCAGUACAAGUCUCAAGUAGAUGGUUUAGCAAAGUUAUUUUAAUGUUUGUUGUAGUUCCCUCUUUUGCUAUGCACUCUAUAACUAGUGAAGUUCAAUCA
This is a messenger RNA of Raphanus sativus (radish), 1048 nucleotides long. Its product is annotated as probable F-box protein At5g04010. Gene Ontology annotation, biological process: gibberellic acid mediated signaling pathway; SCF-dependent proteasomal ubiquitin-dependent protein catabolic process. Gene Ontology annotation, molecular function: protein binding. The record is from RefSeq and is a predicted model, not a curated record. NCBI's taxonomy places the organism in Eukaryota, Viridiplantae, Streptophyta, Magnoliopsida, Brassicales, Brassicaceae. Bases 117 to 917 code for a protein of 266 amino acids. Gene Ontology annotation, cellular component: SCF ubiquitin ligase complex. The transcript has a single exon.